AUGCCUUUUCAAUCUCUUACGUACAUUGAUUUAACUGGUGUAGUAUUAUGUUUUACCAUAUUUUUGUUAUUUCUUUAUAUACUUUCUCUUAUUAUUAAUUAUACAUUGGUAUUGGAUGACGAUGAAGCAACUGAAUUUGAGAAAUUUGGAGCUAAUAAUAAUUUCAAAUUUGGAAGACGCCCACUUUCAGUAGUAAAAUACAAAGUUCACAGAUAUAAUAAAAUGUUAGCUGAAAAAGGAUACUAA
Strongyloides ratti is the source of this 246-nucleotide messenger RNA. RefSeq lists its product as hypothetical. Lineage: Eukaryota; Metazoa; Nematoda; Chromadorea; Rhabditida; Strongyloididae. The transcript has 2 exons. The coding region runs from base 1 to 246 and encodes 81 amino acids. The record is from RefSeq and is a predicted model, not a curated record.